Molecule: messenger RNA, 999 nt
Organism: Paraglomus brasilianum
Lineage: Eukaryota; Fungi; Glomeromycota; Glomeromycetes; Paraglomerales; Paraglomeraceae
Source: the annotation of a GenBank genome assembly
AUGGCUGAUAGACUUGAAGCAUUUAUAGACGUCGCUGAUCUCAGUUCCACAACGUUGAAUUCUUUCACCAGAAGUGAUUUUCAAACCAUGGAAACCUUUUUGGUACAAUUAUCUGGGGGUGUUUUGCCGUAUAUCGACGAUGCUGGCAUCACAGGUGGAUUAUCUACACCUGAUUCAACUGCAUUCGAUGUAGGACUAACAUUGGGUAGUGACAUGUUACCUUCAGAUUCGGUCAUGUAUCCUACAUUGGGAUACCCGAGUGAUGCUGUUCAUACGCCAGAGAGUUUACACGAAGAUGAUGAGACACCGAUUGUGCCAAGCACUCAUAUGACUAAUGUUACAAUCAAUCCAAAUGAUCUUGAUGACAAGACAUAUUUGAAUGGUCUGAUGAGCCCACCUGAAGAGACCCACGAGUAUGUGCCACAGGGACUUGAUGAACCGAAUUUCAAUACGAUAUAUCCAACAAUGGCAAGCAUUGUAUUCGACACUUCGGCUCCGGCCGCUUCGAGCUCUGAAACGAUUCGAAUUAUGAAAAUGCCAAACCCAACAGUCGUGACAGAUGCUUAUAUGAAUUACUCUGUUACUGACAUAACACAAGUACAAUGUUCCAAUCCAUCAUCAAGAUCGGAAGCAAAGAAAAUUAUUACACCAACUCCUAAACGUGGUGGAUUUACCGGACUCGAUGGCAAAGAUAAAAAAUCGAUUGCCUCGCCUGAUAUUAGCGAUAGAACAAACUCCAAGUUUGUUAGCGUUACAAAAAUUGACGAUAAAAAGGGUGACGUCGAUGCGUUGAGUUCAAAGAUUGCGAAAUUGAAUUUGGAAGACAAGAAGAGCAGCCAUGAAAGGAAAUUGGAUGCAGAGAUGAGAAAGAAGCAUGCUGCUUUGAUUUAUGCGCUAUAUCAAAAGAUCCACAAAUUGUAUAUUGAAAUGGAGGAGAAGGAGAAGAUUGCGGUGAAUAAGGAAGAAACCCGAGCAAGAGAUUUUGUCGUUGUUGAAUGA